Paramisgurnus dabryanus is the source of this 8118-nucleotide messenger RNA. RefSeq names its product cadherin related family member 2 (gene cdhr2). Gene Ontology annotation, biological process: homophilic cell-cell adhesion; cell migration; multicellular organism development. The record is from RefSeq and is a predicted model, not a curated record. Gene Ontology annotation, cellular component: plasma membrane; catenin complex. Lineage: Eukaryota; Metazoa; Chordata; Actinopteri; Cypriniformes; Cobitidae. Gene Ontology annotation, molecular function: beta-catenin binding; cadherin binding; calcium ion binding.
CUUGUUUUCGUGACUUACCCCUAUGAGGGGCAUUUAGAGGCCGCUGUCUCGCACUACCGUAAUCAUUGUAAGAGUGUGUCCUCGUCAACUCCCAAUGUCACGUCUCGGUUAACAAGAUCACAGGGCUACGGUUAACUAUUGCGGCUAUUCUGCACAUCACACAAGAAAAACUAAAUAAGGUUGAAAUUCCACAUUGACAGUGACAAUAGAUUUUGCUGGCUGAAUUGUUUUUGCUUCCUGGUCAUGGUGAUGAUGAUCAUAUUAAACCUAUUUUUAAACCUAUCAAUAAAAAUGUAAACCUAUAUUCAGAUAAACGUCAUGCCCUCUACUAUCAUCAUUUGUCACGAUUAUUGAUAUGAUUGUCUUGGUUUCACUGUGGAAAAACUUAUCAGGGUCACAUUACGUAAGGCUCGUCUGUAAUUAAAGAGUGCGCUGAUUUGUCUCCCUCUACUGGCCAGACGAGGAACAGGCUCUAUCUAUCUAUCUAUCUAUCUAUCUAUCUAUCUAUCUAUCUAUCUAUCUAUCUAUCUAUCUAUCUAUCUAUCUAUCUAUCUAUCUAUCUAUCUAUCUAUCUAUCUAUCUAUCUAUCUAUCUAUCUAUCAAAAUAUGGUCCAAAAUGGAGAACUCCAAUUCAAUUUUAUUUAUAUAGCGCUUUUCACAAUUGUUUAAUUGUACAAACCAGCUUUACAUUAAUAAAAACAACAACAAAAAAACCUAGAGAAAAAACCCUGAGUGAGAGCGAUAGAGGAUACUAUAUGUUAAAUAUUAUAUUAUACAAUUUUUACGGAAUUACAAUUUAAAUUAAAAGGUAUUAAGAAUUUAGAAAGGGUACGUGUUUUAUUAUGUACAAAAACAUGCACAGAAAAACAAAAGUCUCACAGGUAAUAAAGAAUAGAUGGACAACAGUUUUAUUAAUAUUUUGUUGAUCCUCUUGUUUUUUUAAGCAAUUGUCCCGGGCCUUGAGUCAAUAAGCGUUGCCCAUGUGUUGUGCUUCAUUUUUUGCCAGUCUUCCUUAAAUACUUUUAAAAUCUGACAUUGACCUUUUUUAUUGUAGUAAGUUAAGAUAACACAUUUACAUAAAGAGUAGUAUUAUUUCUGGGAGGCAACCCAGAACACAUAACCUUUGGUCAGUGAGAUGGCUGCAUUGUUUACAGCAAUAAAUUAACAAAACGAUGUACUGUCAUGGAAAGCUAUUAUAACCAUUACAGAUUAAACACAAGUUGUGAUUUUCCAGACUGAAAUGUAUCAUAAAGGCUUACUGUAUUAAAAUAUAUGAUGCCUGUAAAAAAAAUGAUUUCUCAGUUUAAUUACAUAAUUAAAGACUUGACUUGUGUUUUAGGCUUGUAUGGAGUCAUUGUGCUGGUUCAGCCUCGCCCAUUGCUCAUCAUAGCUGGGAAGCUGUAAAGUAAUAAGUCAAAGUCUAAUAUGAUAAGAUUAGAAUGAAAUACUGGUAUCCUGUACAGGGGCUUGAUUUAAAACAGUAAAAAGAUGUGAUAUAAGGUAUUGUUUGUUAAAUAGUCAGAGAACUCUGUCAUAUUACCUGCCUUUUUAUUGACCAUUUGGGGGAAAAACCACAACAACUUAAUUAUGCAACUCGAUUCAACCAAUUUUUUUAAGUUUUGACUUGUUGAAAAAAGAAUUUGAAAUUGUUUAACUUAAUUGUUUAGUUAAUGUAGCAUAAACAUAUGUUGAUAUGAUAUCCUUUUUUACAGUGUAUGGGAGAGCGGGAUACAACCAAACACUUUUUGGCUUUGGCUCUAUCAUUCAAAAAAUAUUUUUAAGUUAGAUGAAUCAUUUUUUAACAAUCAACACACACAUCUCUGCUACAAAUGAAUACUUAAAGUUUGUUUGUGGAGUGCAAACGUGACAACUUACCCCAUAGGUGGGGUUUAUUGUAACAAACAGAGGGUUUGCUGUAACACCUGCUAGAAAAUUAACAAAUAAUUCAAUCCAAUUCUGUCUAUAUACUAAAGGUGGAUAUUGUUUAUAUAUCUGCAUAAUAUAUAGAUAUCCACACAUUCAUCCAUCCAUCUAUGAUCCUUCAUCAAUGCAUAGAAAUAGAUUAUUUUAGAAAGUGUUGCACAAUUAAGACAACAAAUCAUAAUUGUGAGUUAUUUCCCCUGAUAUUGUAUUAACAGAUAUCAUUUUGAUGAAUAGUAUUUACAUUGUUUUCAUUUCAUUAUCAUUGUAUACCUGGAGUUGCUUUAAAAUAAUAUAAGGUUGGAUUUGGUGACUUGCACACCCAACUCAACCCAAGAAUUUAAAAUAAGAUGAAGAAAUGUACUUUUAUGCCUCCAAAACACUCUUUGUUCAAUAUAUUAACCAAAACACAUGAAAACGUUUCACAGGAGAUCUUCUGACAGUAAGAGAAGACAGCUCCACCAUGUAUAAAUAUGUAAAGGUUGUGUUACAAACCCUGCGUUAUCAUCCUGAUAUAUUGGCAAUCCCAUAUGAAACAUAGAGACUGAAUUGAGCACACUUUGCCGUCAAUGCUAUUAGCAGAAUGUACUUUAGGAUUAGUUGAUCUUUUGGUCUGUAGUGGGUUUACAUUGAUCUCUCGCUCCAUAGCGUGACCGUGAUGGUAAACGGCACACAAUUAGAGACAAAUGAACUCAGGCUGUCAUUCGGUCUCAAGGGAAAGUUCAAGUAUUGUUUUUGGUUAGCGGUGGUGAAUCUCUUCCCACGGGAGCAUAAUCCUUUGUUUGUUUCCCAUUAAUGAUGAAGGCCUGGGGGGAAGGAGGGCUUAAUGUGUAAGAGCUCAUUACAGUCGAGCUGAGGGUGGGUGGGUUCUUGAAUAACUAAUGGAUUCAUUUGCUCCAGGAAUCUCUCGUACCGCAUUAUGUCCACAUCGCUGGAGUGAUGUGUGAAAAAAUACAAACUCUUCACAAUUCAAUCUUAAUCAAGUAAAAUGAGCCAUCUAUGUCCUGUUUCUCUUUCCAGUGUGAAUUCAGUUUUUAUAUUAAGUUAUUUAUUAAAGUUUUGCCACUGAGGAGUUGCUGUGAGUUAUAUGGUCAUUGUUUGUUGUGAGUUUGUUUGCCAACUCAUAUCUGUUUUAGGAUCUGCUUCUUACAGGUGCCACUAAGCAGCUUUGUCACUGCAUUAGACACCAGCAGCCUCCUCUCCCAUGCAGUGUUAAUGAUUUACAUUUACAACUGAGGGAUUGUAAUAGCCAGUGAUGCACUAACCAAAGGUCUCUCUAUUAAAUAUUGUCAUCAUACUUGAAGAACAACACUUGUUGGAAUUGGAUUGUCGUGUCCAGCACGACAGACAUGGGGAAGAUGGGGAAAGCUUUACUUUUCCUUUUCGCCUUCAUUCCUUCAUCUUACUGUAACUCCUUGCCUGUCAUUAAUAUGCCGUUGCAGGAAGUGAUGGAAGAUAUCGAAAUAGGCAAUUUUGCAUUUCAAAUCAACGCGUACGAUGUCGAUGGUGAUCCUUUAACAUAUAACAUCCAGGGACAAAAUGCAUAUUUUUUUGAUGUCAACAAACAGACUGGUGAAGUCACAAUCCGUACCAAGCUGGAUAGAGAGACAAAAGACCUCUUUUACAUAGAUGUUGUUGUGAAUGAUGGUGUUUAUCCAGAUGUGACAAAACCGGUUUAUAUUGCUGUUUUAGAUGCUAAUGACAACAUACCGAUAUUUCAAAAUCUUCCAUACAACAGAGAUAUUCCAGAGAAUACACCUGUGGGCAGUACAAUAUUUACAGCAACCGCCACAGAUAAAGAUUCAAACCUAGCUGCUAUUGUGUCCUACAAAAUUGAUGAAGUUGUACCAAAUGACGGAUUUCAACUGUUUGAAAUCUCUGAGACCAAUGGAAAUGUUGUACUUAAGGGACCUUUAAACUUUACUGAGAAAAGCCCUUUCUAUCAGAUACGCGUCAGUGCAACUGAUGGUGGUGGGCCGUUGAAUGGCGUAGAAGUGUUUCAGUCAUCCACAACAAUUGCAUUAAUCGCAGUUAAAGAUGUGCCAGACAUUGACCCACAGUUUCUGAAUUUACCAAACUAUGUCACAAUUGAUGAGAAUUCACCCGUGGGUACGCUUGUCUUUAGUGUGAGAGCCAGAGAUCCAGAUACAGGAAUCAACGACCCAAUCCGCUACAGCAUCGAAAGUACUAAUGCACAAGACCUUUUCCAAAUCAAAGAGAGUGAUGGUACAAUAACUGUUAAGACUGAGUUUGAUCGAGAGGCUUUGCUGGAUAUUUCUGCUGUUGUAGACUUGAGUAUAAAGGCAAGUGAGACAAACCCUAAUGUGAAUGGAGUCAUUGCCAGCACAGUACAAACACUACAGAUUUCUAUUACAGAUGUGAAUGACAACGGGCCAAAUUUUUAUGAGUGUGUAGGUGAUAGCUGCACACAGAAAAACAGUUUCACGGGUGAAGUUGAUGAACAUUCAUCUGUAGGUGUGGCUGUAUCUCGUCUGAAUAUUAGAGUCAAAGAUCCAGACCAGGGUGAACGCAGUAGGUUCGAGCUCAAGCUUGAUGGUCCAGAUAAGGAUGCAUUCUCUGUGACUCCCAGCUCUGGUCUGGCAGACAGUAUUGUACAAGUGAUGAUAAAAAAUUCAGCCGCCGUUGAUUUUGAGACCAAAAAAAUAAUGACGGUGCAGAUUAUUGCUAAAGAUGCCAAUGCAGAUUUCACCUCUACAGCCUCCGUUACUAUUAACAUCAACGAUGUAAACGAAAACUACCCUGAAUUUGAGAAGGAUUUUUACGAUUUCUCUAUUGAUGAACACUGUAAAGACGGUACUAUAAUAGCUACCAUUACAGCAACAGAUGCAGAUGCCUUGGAUGAUGGCAAAAUAACUUACAAACUGGUGCCAAGCAGCAUGCUGAAGUACUUUGACGUUUUUCUAAAUAAUGGAACUAUCUAUGUAAAAAAUGGAAAGCUUCUUGAUCGGGAAACCACCAGUUCCUACACACCAACCCUACAGGCCAUUGAUUCAGAAGGCAAGACCGGUACCACUGUUGUGGAAAUCAACCUUCGAGACAUUAAUGAUCAGACACCAGUAAUGAACAGAGAAAAAUAUGAAACUUUUGUACAAGAAAACGACCCUUUCAGGAUUGAAAUUCAGGCUCGAGAUGGAGAUGAACCAGAAACACCGAACAGCCAAAUCCAAUAUAAAAUUAAAGAAGGAUCUUUCAGUAGCAACUUUACCAUCGACCUGGACAGUGGUGUGAUUCUGAACAAAGGUUUAUUGGACCGCGAGGCCAUCGACCCUAAGCUGAAUGGUGUGAUUGAGUUGACAGUGAUCGCUUCAGACAUGGGCGUGCCAUCCCUGUCCUCAUCAGCCACGGUUAUCAUCAACAUUGCGGAUGUCAAUGACAAUUCUCCAAAAUAUCUGAAUGAUGAUUACAUCUUUCAUGUAAGAGAAAAUGAAGGAGGUAUAUCAGUUGGCUCGGUCUCGGCUCUCGAUGCGGACCAAACAGAAGUAUAUAACCGUAUCACCUUUAGCAUUGAAAAUACUUUCAAAAGUUUCAUUAUAAUUUCCGAGCCCUUCGGUGAAGGUUACCAGGGCAAUAUAAAAGUGGAUCCUCUCUUUGUGCUGGACUAUGAAAGUGACUUCAAGACCUACACUCUUACUAUUGAUGCAUCAGACUUGGGUCAAAAUAAAGCUGUGACCAAAGUGCAAGUGGUGGUGGAGGAUGUGAACGAUGAACCGCCUGUGUUUCCAGCUGACCUGACGCUGCGUGUUAAAGAGAACACAACCGUGACAGCACCUUUGGGCGCAAUUGUAGGCACAGAUGUGGACACCAAGCACUUUCUCGAAUAUGCACUUGUUUCAGCUGAAUGUCAAUGCGGUGGCACCAGAAAGCCGUGUCCAGAUGAAUGGUUCAAAGUUGAGACUAAUGGAGAUGUGGUAGUAAAUUCUGCUUCCCAAUCAGCGAUCGACUAUGAGAAAUGUAAUCAGGCGUUCUUGACAGCCAAGGUUAUAGAUAUUAAAACUGAAAAAGGGCAGGACAGCACUGAAGGGAUUGUGACUAUUAUUAUUGAGGAUAUCAAUGACAAUACCCCAGAGUUCUUUACAGUGCAGGAUUUCUAUGUUGUAUUACUUGAAAGAGUUGAUAAAGACUCAGCGGUCGCCAAAGUUUAUGCCGAAGACAGAGACACAGGAGAGAACAAAAAAACAGAGUUUAAAGUUCAUAAGGUUAAUUUUAUCAGUGCUGAAGGGAUUGUCAUUCAAGAUGUGAUUUUUUACGCUGACACUGAAGCUCAGCAAGAUGCUGAAGGAAAGUUCUCUGCAGAUAUACGCUCACAGAAAAAGAUGGACACUGCUCAGAAAGGCAAGUUCAUGGUGGAAGUUGAGGCCUGUAACCCUGAUGGUCUCUGUUCCACUUCUGUGCUUGAGCUUCUCACUGUUGACUCAUCCUACAAAGUGAGUCUCAGAUUUAAGUCACCCGUGUCUGUAGUGAAUGAGAAUUUGCCACGUAUCAGAGAGAUUCUGACAUCUGCUACAAAAGCAUCAGUUCACAUCUUUAAUGUAGAGUUGGAAAAAACUCAACGUGCUGCUGAAGACGUGACUGUUCUGGAAGCGUAUUUUGUGUUCCCCAACGGUUCAGCUCUUGACUACGCUGAAGUGAACCAAAUUUUGAAUUCAGAGGAGGUUUAUAUGGAGUAUGGAAUGAUUUUGGUUCAGUUAGGAUUCACCGGCAUUUCAACAACCACUGAUGGUGGGAAAAAGAUGAAGACUGAAGUCUUCAUCAUGAUUGGAUUGGUGGCAGCUCUGGGAAUCAUUGCGAUCGUGACAACCACCUCUCUAGUGUGCAUCAGAAGAAACUACAAGAGGAAACUCAAAGCUUCCAAAGCAAUGAACUCGGCAGCAACAGUGGUGAUAGAGAAUCAGAAGUCCGGACCUGUGGUGCCUGGAACCAACAAAUACACCAGCGAUGGAGCAAACCCAGUGCUGAAUAUGAAUUUUAACACAGUCGCAGACCUUGGCUUUGAUGAGGACGGAUCCAGUAUAGAUAAAGAGAGCCUUAAUUCCCUGGACUACAACAUUGAUAUGGGCACAGAGAAUGAUUCAAUGCCAAUGAUGAUGAUUGAGGAAGAAGAGGAGGAGGAUGAUAGAUCUCCCUCACUAUACAUUGAGCCUCUGGGUGCUGCAUUGGCCCAGCGUGAGAAAAAGAGAGAAAACGAGAGUCCCAAUUUUGCUUUUGAUAAUCCCGCUAUGAGCACCACUGACCUCUAACAUAACAUCCAACCUCUGUCCGCUCCCUAUCUUAUCUUUUAUCUUUUUAAUACCCAGACCUGCCAUAAAAGAAGAGAGUUUUCGUGCUCAGCCUAAACUUUUAACAAUGGUUGCUCCCACCCCUUUAAUGUAUCAAUCUUGCACAUCAAAUUAAUGACUUUUGUGAAAAGUUUUGAUACAACUUUCAUGUUUUUUUCUUUAUUUAUAUUUGUCUUUUUCUUUAUUUUUUUCUUUAAACUCUUAAUUUUUUAAUGAUAGAAAUAUAACUUUUGGGGGUUCAAUAAGUGAUACUGAAUCCUUUAUCGAAAUUCCAGCAGGCAUAUGACCGACCUUCAACGUUGAAAUAUGGUUGAAAUAAUGUCAGUUCUUGAUUUUUUACAUUGAAACAUUGUUGAUACAACAGUUAAUGCUAAACGGUUGCAAAAGGUUAAUAAAAUGCUUAAAAAUCAAAAGUUGAAAUUUGGUUGAAAUAAUGUCAGUUGUUUGUUCAACGUUGAUUCAACCUUGUCCUUGACGUUGUUUCAAUGGUUAAUCAACAUUAAAUUGCCAGCUGGGAUGUUUGCUAUAGAGAAAAAUGGAACUCGCUUUUCACUUUUUUAAAUUUCUUAUAAUAUUUUAUGUAUGUGAACAAAGUGAAUGAAUGUUAAAAUGAAACAUACAACUAGGAUUCAAGAAAUCAAAUUAACAGAAUGACUACCUGUGAACCCUGCCAAAUGUUACCUGGCACUUGCCUGCUAAAGUCUGAGUGAAAGCAAGCAAAUUUAAAUCUCAGAUCCUACUAAGUCGGUUUGGUGACCAGGGUGUACAUAGCCGAAACUGUUUAUAUACAAUAUAUUGUUGAUAAUGUGGUGUUGAUAUGUGCUGAAUACAAUCAUUUGCAAAAACAUUCUUCUAAUUUUGCUACAUUCUUGAAAUAAAGUUGACUGUUUUGGCAACAUUA